Messenger RNA from Leguminivora glycinivorella, 1876 nucleotides. It is a transcript of the gene Tmem43, whose product is annotated as transmembrane protein 43 homolog. Gene Ontology annotation, biological process: nuclear membrane organization. The record is from RefSeq and is a predicted model, not a curated record. The coding region runs from base 195 to 1331 and encodes 378 amino acids. Gene Ontology annotation, cellular component: nuclear inner membrane. NCBI's taxonomy places the organism in Eukaryota, Metazoa, Arthropoda, Insecta, Lepidoptera, Tortricidae. The transcript is spliced from 8 exons.
GAUUGUAUUUCAUUAAUUCACUUAAGUUUUAUUGUAUUGUUUUGCGCUGUUUGUUCAAUUCAAUAUUUCCUAUUUUUGUUUUGUACUAUAUACCAUUUUAUCAUCGCGUGUACCUGUUUAUCGUGUUAUAACAGCGAUCGACAGUUUGGCUGCAUCAAAAUAACAUUAGUUUUUGCCAUAUAAAAACUAUAAUAAUGCCGCUGGAUUUCCAUGCAAUCAAGAAUCAGUUCAAGCAGACAUGGCUGACUACUCUCUUGAGUUUAGUUCUUUUUGCAGGUGUUACAUACUUCCUUUUAUGGGCAGAGAGCCACACUAUCCAAAGCAGUUUGAUGCUGGAGGAGCUGGUCUCAUCAGCUGAGAGCAUUGAUGUUCACACCGCUAAUGAUGCAGCACGGUACGAGGGUAGAGUAGUUCAUGUCAUUGGGCCUUUGCGGGUGUUGGAGCCCAUAUCGGAGCCCGACUACAACAUCCAAGUUCAAGCGGUGAAACUAAGGAAAAGGGUUCAAAUGUAUCAAUGGAUAGAAGAGGCCACGGAACAAGAUAACUUCCUUAGUGAGCCUGCAGAGGAGUCUCAGAAAACAUACUGGUAUCACAAAGACUGGAGAGACUUUGUUGUUGACUCCAACCUGUUCUACAUAAGGCCAGGCCAUCAGAAUCCAACUUCAAUGCCGCUGUUCAGUGAGACACACAUUGCUGAAAAUGUCAAAAUUGGCUGGUUAUCCUUAGGCGUAGAUGUGAAGAGAAAAGUGAACGACUACUACGAGAUCUGGUCGGACUCGCGGCCCGACCGCGGCGACAUCAAGCUGCACUCGGGCUUCUAUUACCACGGCGAGAGCGCACUCCAUCACGAGGUGGGGGACCUGCGAGUGCACUUCUCCUACGCUGGCCGGGAGGACGACAUUUACACAGCGGUCGGUAUAGUGGAGAACGGCGUGCUUCAGUCCUACAGCCCGGCGGGGUUCCCCACGGCCGACCCCAUCUCCGUGCUCCGCAAGGGCUCGUUCAGCCUCAAGCAGCUGCAUGAGCUGGAGAGCCGCGCGGCCAAUGCCAACACUUGGAAGUACCGCGCGCUCGGCUUCGUCCAGGUCUUCGCUUCUGCCAUGACGCUGCACCCGGACUGGGUCACUUUGUUCCUGCAGUGGGCGUGGAUCUCGAGCAGCCUGCGCCGCUGCACGCGCGUGUGGGUCAACCUGGUGCUGUCCUUCUCCUACACGCUGCUCGUCACUUCGAUCCCAUGGUUAGUGCAUAAACCUUCAUUUGGGGCUAUCAUGCUUGGUGGAGCCAUGCUUCCGAUACUACACUACUCCACGCUGCUUACCCGCCGCCCUUAAGGUCAAGCAAAGCUGACCAUAGAAAACAAAUUAGUACAUGGACUUGUCAUGAUUCGAAAAACUUCACAGGGAAUGUGUAAGGGCAGUGGGACUCCGGCUGGUUAGUUGAAGUUGAUAUUGAAACAUAUUGUUUCACCUUACCAUAAUAUUGGUAUAUGAGUGUGGGGACAAAGGGAGCGUAUUUACACAUACUGUAGCAUAAAUACCCAUUUUAUCACCUAUGUACUAUCGAACCAACUGAUUCAUGAUUCAUGACCCUCUUAGCAGGUAAUUCGUUUGAAACUUUCAAACCUGUAAGGUCCGCUUAUGAGUUAUGAUGCACUUAGGUCAAGUGAUAACAAGUUCGUCACCAAGGAAACCCUAUCUUCAAGCGAAUUUCGAUCUACUUGACGGUUUGGCAAAAUGAGGUUAUGGUGGGUCAUGAUUCAGUUGGUUCGAUUGUAUAUUGACGUUUGCCCCACGCGGUGAUAAGUUAAAUUGUUUUAAGCAACUACAUGUUGAGGUAUAUGGCACUUAAUUAUAUCUCAGGAGUUCAUAAAACUAAA